UACCUUUUUUCCAACUGUUGAGCUAAUGGUGACAGGGACAGUAAUGGAACUUUAUGGUCCUCAUACAUGAUUUUCUCCUCUUCUCUCUUUAACCUUCCUUAUCUCUCAAGCGAGUCCUUUUUCUUAUUCUUCUCCAUUGUUGUGUCUUCCUAUAAAUACAAUCCAUCUCUGCUUUCUCCUUUGAAGCAAAGCCCAGAAAUGGCAACGACCAAAGCCGAAGGCAAGAGGAGGCUAAUGGCGGAUGAAGAAGAAGAUAGCACCACAGGAGAAGACGAAAAGAAGAAGAGAGGCAAGAGAGGAUACUCCGGUGGGUCAACCCUAUCCGGCUGCCAGGUCCAAGACUGCACCGCCGACAUGACAGACGCGAAGCCGUACCAUCGACGACAUAAGGUGUGCGAGUUCCAUGCCAAGGCUCCCGUGGUUCGAAUUGCUGGGAUCCAUCAACGCUUUUGCCAACAAUGUAGCAGGUUUCAUAAAAUAUCGGAGUUCGACAAAACAAAAAGGAGUUGUCGAAGGCGUUUGGCCGGGCACAAUGAACGACGCCGGAAAAUCUCAUCGGAAUAUCAUGGAGAAGGUUCAAAUUAUUAAACUUAUGGCCCACCCUCGAAUUUACCAUGAAACCCAUACAUAGGAAUGCCUUUUCCAAUGCUCAUCUAGAAGUAAAUUUUAGAUGUAAAACUAUAUGGUUUGUGAGCAUGCUCUCUCUCUUCUGUCGAUCUUAAUUACGCACCUUUUUCUUGCU
This is a messenger RNA of Hibiscus syriacus, 742 nucleotides long. Its product is annotated as squamosa promoter-binding protein 1-like. The record is from RefSeq and is a predicted model, not a curated record. Gene Ontology annotation, molecular function: DNA binding. The transcript has 2 exons. The coding region runs from base 67 to 588 and encodes 173 amino acids. NCBI's taxonomy places the organism in Eukaryota, Viridiplantae, Streptophyta, Magnoliopsida, Malvales, Malvaceae. Gene Ontology annotation, cellular component: nucleus.